UCAGCGACUUAUAGCUGGACUGCCGGUGGGCAUUUUGGCACUGGGUGGGAACUAACUAACUGCCACUGAUAUCCCCAGUGACACCAAUACAGUGAUCAGUGCUAAUAAAAAGCACUGACACUGUACUAAUGACACUGGGCAGGAAGGAGUUAACAUCUGGGGCGAUCAAAGGGUUAACUGUGUGCUGUGUGUGUUUUACUAGGGAAACAUGCUGCUUUGUAUUUCUCAGCACAGCAGUGCUCCUUCAUUGUCCAUUCCACAGGCUGCAGGCAAGGAGAGAAAGCAAUGUUACCUUCCAGACUGUGCUGUCCAGAAGAGGUACA
Staurois parvus is the source of this 323-nucleotide messenger RNA. The record is from the annotation of a GenBank genome assembly. NCBI's taxonomy places the organism in Eukaryota, Metazoa, Chordata, Amphibia, Anura, Ranidae.